Molecule: messenger RNA, 930 nt
Organism: Suhomyces tanzawaensis NRRL Y-17324
Lineage: Eukaryota; Fungi; Ascomycota; Pichiomycetes; Serinales; Debaryomycetaceae
Exons: 1
Coding region: 1-930 (309 amino acids)
Source: RefSeq, a predicted model, not a curated record
AUGGCUUUCGUUGCACAAGACUCUGGGACGGCCGCUGCCGUCUAUUUAGCGUUAUAUUCCAUCUACCUUGUGUUUGCUGCCACCAUUGUGAUAAAGGAAGGUUUCAAGACACUGUACUUCUUUUUCGUCACCUUUGGUAUCUUUCGUGUUGUUGGCCAGCUCUGUGGGGUGGUCUUUGCUGCUGUAGGGUUUGAACACUGGCAGUGGCUCGUUGCUUACUUGGUAUUCACCGCUGAAGGUUACUUCAUUCUUAUUCUUUCCACCUUUCAUUUUGUUGCUAAGGCACAAUCCGAUACCUUCGGAACUUCGUGGUUGAGGCCGACCAAGAAAGAGAUCAAGGAGAGAAGGAAAGCACACACCAACAGGUUUAGAGCUGGCUUAGAAGAGUACACCUUCUCGCGUCUUUUCCACAUGAUUUUGAUUCCAGGCAAUGCCAUUCUUAUUGCGGGUGGGUCGAUGUUGGCGGGAAUGGACCCUAAUGACAUGAACAGCAAAAACUCUCAGGUCAUUACCUCGAAGGCGUUGAGAACCGUCGGUCAAGCCAUUUUUUUGGCCCAAACAUGCAUCGCCAUCGGUACCGCCAUUUACGUUGCUGUGGCUGAGGGCCUUGCCAGCAACAUCCAUGUCAUUGCCGUUUUCCUUGGAGCUCCUUUCCUUUUGGUCCGUGGUAUUUUCGGGGUUUUGGCAAUUUACAUCCACGACAUGGACUACUUUGACUCCUCCAACUACACUGCCCACGGCUUGAACUCCAAGUUUGUGGUGUACGAAUACGUGUUGGCUGCAACCAUGGAAUUCGUCACCGCUUGCAUCUACAUUGGAGUGUACUACGUGUACAAGCACAAGCAAAAGUUGGCCAAUCUCUCGCCGCAAGACAGUGAACAGAACCUUGUGACCUCGGGAGAGAAGGACAGCGACUCCGACAAACACUAA